Mesocestoides corti is the source of this 783-nucleotide messenger RNA. NCBI's taxonomy places the organism in Eukaryota, Metazoa, Platyhelminthes, Cestoda, Cyclophyllidea, Mesocestoididae. The record is from the annotation of a GenBank genome assembly.
AUGUAUGAGUACGACGCAGGAGUACACGUAGUGCAUUCGCCCUAUGCGUACACUGAUCCUGAAUCCAUUCGCCAGCGAAUAGAAAAGAGAAACAAGGAGGACCGGAAGCCCUUUUGUCCAAAUUCCCAAUGCUGCCCUCCGCAGCGCUCCGCUUGGAAGUUCUGGGCAGUUGCUCUCAGUCUUGUCUUAAUUAUCUGCUUCAUUGGAAUUGCAAUUUGGGUCGCAUGGACCCGUUCGAGCUCCCUACAGAGCACUGACGAAGGACCCCAGGGUCCAGAGCUCCCACCAGCCAUCUGCUACAAGUGCAACAACUACGCUCACGUAAUGGAUGGCCGCGAAGUCAAUUCUAACGUCGAUGUGGAGAGGGCGGAAGGUGGAGCCGCGGAAGUAGCGGGAGCAUUGGGAGUGGCUGUAAACGUUGGUGACCCACGUAGGGAACUAUGCCAAGAAUUUGUGAAUCGCACCGCCCUUGCGGAGACACAAUCGCCGGCAGACGACGACUGUGGUGACAGCCUCUACAACGGGUGCUUCAAAAUGACCACAAAGAGUUAUCGGCUCACAGCUAAUGUUGGACGCGAACAGUUAAGUGUUACUAUUGUCACGCGGAACUGUGUCGAAAUACCGCGGAGCAUUCCACUGGGGUGCUAUAAGACUUUUGGCGGAGCCGGAAUGGAAAGAGAGACGUGUUAUUGCAAAGGAAAUUAUUGUAAUUUGAGCUCAGGCCUCUGGUUCGGGGCUCUUAUAGAAGUAGCGCCACUCCUCGUCACUAUUUUUUUCGUCUAA